Nycticebus coucang (slow loris) is the source of this 6807-nucleotide messenger RNA. It is a transcript of the gene NEMP2, whose product is annotated as nuclear envelope integral membrane protein 2. Bases 66 to 1355 code for a protein of 429 amino acids. Gene Ontology annotation, cellular component: nuclear envelope. Lineage: Eukaryota; Metazoa; Chordata; Mammalia; Primates; Lorisidae. The transcript is spliced from 9 exons. The record is from RefSeq and is a predicted model, not a curated record.
UCCGCUCGUCUCUGUGAAACCGGCCCCCACGGGCAAGGGUCGCACGGAGGUGAGCUGCGGGAGGGAUGCGGCCGCGCCCGGGGCGGUGGUGGCUGCUGCUCUGGCUGCCGCCCCUGGCCAGAAUGUCCGCGGGCACCACGCGCGGGGAGGAGGCGGCGUUGUCGGCUGUGUCGGCUGUGUCAGUUCCAAGGUGUAAAGCUUUGACGGAAAUGGAUUUAAUUAAAACUUCAAAUUCAGACUGUUAUUGCUACUAUCAACAUUCCCAAGUGAAGUGGAAAUACAUGUGGUCAACUGUGCAGGUGAAAAUUACCAGUCCAGGCCUGCUUGGUAUUUUAUAUAUAAAAGAAAAACAUAACUGCCAGUAUCCAGAAACUAUUCUAUCUUUCAUCAAAUGUGUGAUUCAUAACUUUUGGACACCAAAGGAGUCUAAUGAAAUAACUAUAAUAAUCAAUCCUUACGGAGAAACUGUGUGCUUCUCUGUGGAGCCCAUCAAGAAGAUAUUUACUUAUACAAUAAGUGUGCAUCGAAAUAUGGUGGAUUCCAAACUCUUCCUUGUGUUUGUGACAGGCAUUUUUCUUUUCUUUUAUGCGAAGACCCUGAGUCAAAACCCUAUUUUCUAUUAUUCUUCGGGGACCGUGCUAGGUCUUCUAAUGACAUUAGUCUUUGUCCUGCUGUUGGGGAAAAGGUACAUUCCAAAGUAUAGCACCUUUUGGGCUCUAAUGGUUGGUUGUUGGUUUGCUUCAGUUUAUGUUUUAUGCCAGUUGAUGGAAGAGCUGAAGUGGCUGUGGUAUGAAAACAGAAUAUAUAUAUUAGGCUAUGUUCUGAUAGUUGGGAUUUUCAGCUUUGCUGCCUGUUACAAACAUGGGCCCCUUGUGGAUGCCAGGAGCAGGUAUCUUCUGAUGUGGACACUGCGGUUCUUCUCCCUGGUCCUGGUCUAUGCUGGUGUGGCGGUGCCUCUCUUCGCCUAUGGGGCCGUGGUCCUCCUCGUAUCCUUCUGGAGCCUGCGCUACCCGCUGAAGGCAUUCAGUUAUGUAACAAGGAAAAUGAAGCAGCAGUUUACAUCACAAAAGUUGGUGGUUACUUACCUUACUGAAGAGGAGUACAGGGAACAAACAGAUGCUGAAACUACCAGUGCUCUGGAGGAACUGCGCCAAGCCUGCCGCAGACCCGACUUCCCAUGGUGGCUGGCCAUCUCCAGACUCCAGACGCCUAAAAAAUUUGCAGACUUUGUUCUUGGAGGGAGCCACUUGUCACCUGAAGAAAUCAGUCUGCAUGAAGAACAAUAUGGCCUUGGGGGUACCUUCCUGGAAGAACAGCUUUUUAACCUGAGGACUGACACUCUACCUGCAAGUUGACCUCAUUCUGAAGAAAGAAAUGGGUAAAGGGCAGGGAUCCUAUUAAAGUUGGGCAGAACUGUUCUAGUAAACAAUGGUAAAAGCAUUUGCUAUGGGGAAAAAUAAGUCAUGAUAGAAAAGAAAACUAACCUGUAUUGAAAGUAAUUUAUCAUUCUUGAUGAGUUCUACUAUUGUUGUACUAUAGGUGGGCACCAAGAAUAUGCAAUAGCAUCAUUACCACUUUUCUUAAAUUAAGUCUUUCCUUAAUUUAAGGGAAUCAUGUUCUUCAAGCGGCCAGUAAACAUGAACAGGUAACUUGUCAACAUCAGGGAACACAAUCCUCUCUUUAUCCCCAAUGUCAAAAGACUCUGCAUUAUUCUUCCUGUAUUUCAUCAAUAUAAGGGCUAGAGCAGCGGUUCUCAACCUGUGGGUCGUGACCCACAGGAACUAUAUUAAAGGGCUGCAGCAUUAGGAAGGUUGAGAACCACUGGGCUAAAGGAUACCUGGAAUAUGCUGGACAGGUGUUUUCUAAAAUGCAGUCCACAGGAUACUAAUAGAUGUUUGUUGGUAAAGGGGUCUGAGGUUAACUAAGAUCGAUACAAAGUUAAGCAAAUUUUCUUCAGGACUUCUCACUGUCUUUACUGAUACUAAUGUAUAUUGCAAGUGUCCUAAAAGGGAGAAAUUGUGUGUAGUGGUUUCUGACUUAAAAAUUAAAAAUUUGACUUAAAAAUUUGACAGAACCUGUUUUUGUGAGAUUAACAUUCCUGGGAACCCAUGUUUGGAAAAUGCUAACAAUGAUGGAAUUGAGUUUUAGGGAGAUUAAAUAAAUUGUGCAACACCACAAACUAUUUAGAGGCAGCACGGGUAGAACUCUAGCCCUAGCAGGUCUCCUGUGGAAGAAGUGCAGCUGAGGAGCCGUUGUCUCCCACAGCUGUGGGUCUCAUGAUGUUGGUAACUUAUUUUUUUAAGAAUGGCCAACUGGCUAUUUAAUAACUAUGUGAUAAAGGAAAGCAUUUCUUAAGAUAUAUUUUAAAGUUUUGAUAAGAUUUGUAUAUAUACAUGUCUUUUUGUAUUUUGAAAUUUAAGGUAUUUAACCUCUUGUGACAUUUUGAGAGUAUUAACUGACCCAUUUUUAAAUAUUGUUUAUCUGUGUUUGUAACCAUUUUUUACCAAACAGAUUUGUGAUUUUCUUUACAGAGAGCAAAUCUUUUUUUCUUGAUUUGUGAUGUUAAACUUUGGAGUGAAAUGAGGGACUGUGAGCUGUGACCCCAAGGAAAGGAGGCCAAAAUGUAGAUCUGAGGAAAGAUUUGGACAUGGCAAAACAAUUGAAGGGUUAAGAAGUUGCUUAUUUGAUCUUGAGAAUCAACUCAGGCUUUUUUGCUGUGAUAGGAUUCAUAAAAAAUGAAGAAUCCAUUUUUACCAGGAUAAGGGGGAGGGACAUAGAGAAUUUUGGCACUGUUGCUGUCCUGAGCCAAAUUUAGUGAAGUUUCUCUAUCUUGUUAAAUAAGAGCAUGGCUACCCAUUUGCAACUUUCUAGAUUGAAUUUCAAAUGAUAUUUCCUCUUGGAAGCUGUAGGUCAGUGUUUUUGCCAGAUAUCUUUUAAUAUUAGGAGCUUUGCUUUUUUUGUAAAAUUCACUAAAUUCAAUCUGUGCCUUUUCAUGGACUUUGAUAUAAAAUCAAAAGACCUAUCUCCCAUUCAGAUUUACUGUGCUACCUAUUUUACAAGUAUAAACAGAAAUUCUAACAUUCUUUCUGUUAUAGCUGAAUCUGAUUUUUGAAAUAAUUAUGUUUAUUGGUGAUAUAAAUAUAUCAGAAGUAUCAAUGCUGCUCACCAAGUUCAUCUCCAAGAGGCAGUCUGUAUAGUACAAAAUGCAUGUAUUAAUAAUAUCUGCUCAAUCUGCUGCUGUAGCCAGGGUCAUCCUACAGAGGACAGCUACUGGGCCUUACCUGAGCUGGCAUGCAGGUGUGCUGCAGACAGAAGGAAACAACUCCUAGUGGGCCAACUAGCCAGGGGUAAGCAUUACAGCAAAAACAGCUAAAGGGUGAAAAAGAACAACAGACUUCCAGAAUAUUAUUUUUCAUGUUUAUUUUUAAAUAAAAUUUGUCAUUUUCUGUUAUUUGAGUACAGUAAUAAGCUAUAGAAUUAAAAGCAUUACUUGUGAUAUUUUUGGUGUAUUCAUAUUGUUUUCAUUUAAUUCAAGGUAAUCUCCAUCACGCAAUCUACAGAUAACUCUUGUAACCAGUUCUUUCCCUCCUUUCCUCCCAUUUUCUCUCUCUCUCCCCUCUCUUCCUCCUCCCUUGCUCUGUGUUUUUAAAGGCCUUAACACAGUUUAAAUGACCACUCAGUAAAACUGACUCUGCCCUUCACAGGUGGUUAAAAAUUGGCCUUGUGCUUCAUAUUGCCGUAGGUGUGAAGUUAUGGAGCAUAACAGAGCCGUCUGUUGUGUCAUUGCUUACACCAGGUGCCUACAAAAGCUUACUGUUGUUAGCAAGUUGGACUAUUUGACACUAAAUGUAUGGGUGAGAUGUAGUGUAGGUCGCCAUGCUUAAACAAUCGUAUCAUUCAAGUGUUAUUUUUAAAAGGUUUUAAAAUGCAUUUUACAUAUCACAAAAAAUGUUUUGUGAAUUAGUUAUAUAGUGUUCCAAUAAUAGUUAGGGCUGAAUUAUAGGGUAGUCUCCAUCUGACAUUUAGGACAAUAUUUGAAUUUAUGGCUUUUUUUAAAUUUGGAAAUUUCAGAGAUUUUUUUUUUUUAAAGAGGUGAAAUAGAUGUUGGAUUACAUCAAUAUAGCUAAACAUGCGGAUGAAUUAAGACCCUGACAUGAUGUCAAGAAACAGGAUCUUGUAUUACUCUACAUGAGAUUAUUCCCCAGAGUUAAAAGAUGUACAAUUUUAUAAAUUAGCUUUUUUUGUACAACUGAAAGCAGGAUACUAUGUACAGAUAACAUAAUGGAUAUGGAAUUCUGUCUCACUUUGUUGCCCUUGGUAGAGUGCUAUGGCAUCACAGCUCAUAGCAACCUCCAGCUCUUGGGCUUAGGCGAUUCUCUUACCACACCCUCCCAAGUAGCUGGGACUACAGGCGCCCAUCACAACUCCCGGCUAUUUUUUUGUUGCAGUUUGGCCAGGGCUGGGCUUGAACUCACCACCUUUCAUAUAUGAGGUCGGAGCCCUACUCACUGAGCCACAGGCACUGCCUACGGAUACAGAAUUUUGAGGAAACCUUCAGUAAGACAGGUAUUUUUAGUUGACCCCAGAGGCAAGCUGCCAUCUGAGAGACGUUACUGGGUGGCAUGACAUUGAAGAGUGAACCAUUUGGGUGUAACUCUUGGCUUAGUGACUUGGAACACUGAUUUUUGUUGUUGUACAUAAGAUGACCUGGCUUCCAUUAGUUGUUUCAUAUAAUCAGUCAACAUAGUGAUUUACAUUUUUUGCGGAGGCAAGAUGGCCAACUGGAGGCAGCUUUCCACAGAGGCUCCCAUCCAGAAGGAGAGUUAAAGGACAGAAGUUUAGCAAGUAAGCUGAUGGUUUGGAGCUGAGCCAAGAGAGAAGGUUGAAGAACGCACAUCAACCCUCCUGAGGUGAGCUGUGACCCCCAAGGAAAUAAUAGGUACAAAAUAAUCCAUUGCCAAGUGGACGGGAGUCCCCUCCCCCAUGAGAACGGCUUGCAGUAUACUUUCUACAAACAAGCGAGCAGAGUUCUGAUAUCCUAUUUUAUCCUGGGAGAGAUCCUCUAAAAACCAGAACUUCCCCAGAGAGGACCCACUAACACUAGUGGCACUCUCCCACCAGGCAUAAAACUGUAUAAAUUCUCUACCUACAAUUCUGAACGCUGAACACUCCCCUUCACUCUCACCCUGAGGUCUGGAAGCCUGUCCCCCAUGGAGUCCAGAUUCUGGGGCAUUUUCUCGAGAGGUGUGGGCUAUUGCAGGUCUUUGCUGAUUCUGUGACACAGGGAUAAAGAGAGGACUGUGGACCGAGAGGGAGAAGCGGUGCCCCACGGCACAGAGGAGCAGUGGCACUGGUGGGAACAAUAGGGCUCACACCCCUGGGGAUAUUUUGGAGAGAUACUCCCUGCCUCUCUUGGCAACCAGUGGCAGCCACCGGCGGAACAGAUUGCAAUGGAAAUGCAGGCCCUGCGAGUAAAGGAUAUGCCUGAGGAGGUACUUGCCUAGUUGGUGUGCGGCAGGGACAGAGACUAGAAUACAUGCAGGCAGAGAUGGCAUACUCCCAGGGUGGGACUGAGUCAGAAUUGCUGCUUUAGUGAGCCCAAGAAGCACCCAGGAUCAUAGUGCAGACAAAAGCAGAUGGGGCAACAGCAGCCCAGCGAGAGGCAGGAACUGAGAGCUGAAUGUGAGCUUUAAGGGCACACACCCCAACACAGAGUGCAACCAAGACAGAGACCGCCAGCUCCAUGAGAAUUGGUGCAAUGGCAGUGGCACAGGCCAGGGCAGAGCCGCAGUUUCUGGGAACUCAAACAGCCUGGCCCACAGGGGAAUAUAGCCAGGACACAAUCGCUAAUUCUGCCAGAAUAUAAGUGGUAGCAACAUCAAUCUGGGGUGGGGCUGGAACUGAAUGAACCACCUCAGCUUCCAUUAAGCAUCCGAGGUUGUUAGGUUUCAGCUCCCCCUGCCAGCUGGUGGCAGAGUGCAGAGGUCUGGCCAAGGAGACAUAGAUCUCCCUGUGACUUGGGCAGGCACAGACCCCUGGAGCAUCUGCUCAUUGGAGGGAACUGGGUCACAGCCCUGGGGGGUUACCAGUGACUGGGUGUGACAGAGGAGUAAGGUGGGAAAGCUGGCAUCAACCUUUGUGGACUAAUUCAUUUGCUAGGUGGGUCCUUCUGACUCCAUGGAGAACUGGAGCAAGUUAUAUUCCAGUUGCCAGCAGACUCCUGCUUUCUAAUUGCUAGAGACCUUUUGAACUCUCCCACUUGAGACUGGGUGCUGACUGGGACAAUUGUUUUGGAACUCUUGAACUGGGCCAAUCACCCAAGGACUAUCCAAAGUGAUACCCUGAGUGUGUGGUUGCAGGAAGGUUUGAUUUUCCUUUUCCAGUUGUUGUCCAUGAAGGGUGGGGUGACUUAGUUGCUGGUAUUUCUUCACAGCUGAGACUUCAACCCAGAGUUACUAAUUCACCAGGAGUAGACAGAAACCAGCUGAAAAUAAGAUAGAGCCACUCAGCCCCCACCACACCAAGGAGGUCCACAGUGUCUCAGGCUGUAGCCCUGUAUGGGUCCUUUGCAAAACUCUAGGGGAAAAGGUACAGACACCAGCCCUAGCUCUUGGGCAAAGGGCUAGUUAAUUCCUAAUCCAAGAGCCCCCAACCCAACUUCACCUUAUCUGCUCAUAAGUGUAAAAUAAUCAUGGGGUGGAAUCAGCGGAAAAACUGGCAACAUGAAUAAUCAGAGUAGAUAAACUCCCCCCAGGGAACGACAUGGCAGAUACAGCAGAAGAUCCCAUUCGUAAAUAAAUGGCUGAG